Molecule: messenger RNA, 7334 nt
Organism: Sphaerodactylus townsendi
Lineage: Eukaryota; Metazoa; Chordata; Lepidosauria; Squamata; Sphaerodactylidae
Gene: RGS6
Product: regulator of G protein signaling 6
Exons: 18
Coding region: 503-1966 (487 amino acids)
Biological process (GO): intracellular signal transduction; regulation of G protein-coupled receptor signaling pathway; G protein-coupled receptor signaling pathway
Molecular function (GO): GTPase activator activity
Source: RefSeq, a predicted model, not a curated record
GCUCGGUAGGGACAGAAUCUCGGACUCGAACCCUCCGCUACUCCUCUCUCCGUCUUCUGCCCGCUCUCAACCCUCCUGUAGCGGAUCUUCCGCCCUCCUCUCGUGUGUCCGGAGACAGCGAAGAGCGCGUGCGAAAGUCGUGGGAAAUGCGAAACAGAGAGCCGGGGCGGCGAUGCAGAAGCCGACGGCAGAAGUGAGCCACAGAGCAUGUUGAUCUGGGCUGCCCGGCUGCAGGUCUUCUGGAUCCAUCUGCCUUGACGCCGGCACCCCGGACCUUCCCGCAGCCCCCGUCUGGCAGCCGGUACUCGAGACCCAGCAGCCCUGAAAGAGGAGAGGGCGAGAGCGAGCCCUCGGGAAGCGGCGAGGCUCUGGGAUCCACGCCCCUCCCCCGUUUUACCAUGAAGCCGACUGCUCCCUGGCACGGAGGAGAAAUUUGAAAGCAGACGGGGAGACCGGAGCAGAUCCUGGGUUGCUAAGUUGGGUGAGAAGAGACCUAUUGAUAAUGGCCCAGGGAUCCAGUGACAUGGAAACUGCUGAUCAAGAAGAGAACUCUCCAAACAUGAUUGUUUACCGAAAGAUAGAAGACUUCAUUACAAGAAUGCAAGAUGACAAAAUGGGAGGAGUGCCCAUUCGAACUGUCAAAAGCUUCCUGUCAAAAAUCCCCAGUGUUGUCACAGGUGCUGACAUAGUUCAGUGGCUCAUGAAGAACCUGAAUAUUGAUGAUCUAGCUGAAGCAAUACAUAUGGGAAGUCUCAUAGCAGCUCAGGGAUACAUUUUUCCAAUCUCAGAUCAUGUACUUACUUUGAAGGAUGAUGGGACUUUUUACCGUUUUCAGGCUCCCUACUUUUGGCCUUCAAAUUGUUGGGAACCAGAAAACACAGACUAUGCCAUCUAUCUUUGCAAGAGGACUAUGCAGAACAAAGCUAGGCUGGAGCUGGCAGAUUAUGAAGCCGAAAACUUAGCAAGGCUGCAAAGAGCUUUUGCAAGGAAAUGGGAAUUUAUCUUUAUGCAAGCAGAAGCACAAGUGAAAAUUGACAGAAAAAAGGAUAAAACAGAAAGGAAAAUUUUGGAUAGUCAAGAAAGAGCCUUCUGGGAUGUCCAUAGGCCAGUGCCAGGUUGUGUGAACACAACAGAGAUGGACAUCCGAAAAUGUCGCCGUAUGAAAAAUCCACAAAGAGUAAAAAAGUCGGUAUAUGGCGUUACAGAAGACUCUCAGUCACAAAGCCCUGUACAUAUGCCCUCCCAACCAGUUCGAAAAACAACUAAAGAAGAUGUUCGAAAACAAAUAACAUUUCUGAAUGUGCAAAUAGACAGACACUGUUUAAAAAUGUCUAAAGUAGCAGAAAGUUUAAUUACUUACUCAGAUCAGUACAUUGAAUAUGAUCCCUUUAUAACUCCUGCUGAACCUUCCAAUCCCUGGACAAGUGAUGACACUACAUUUUGGGACUUAGAAAUGAGCAAAGAACCUUCUCAGCACCGUGUCAAAAGAUGGGCAUUCUCCAUCGAUGAAGUGUUGAAAGAUCCAGUGGGGCGUGACCAGUUCCUUCGAUUUUUGGAAUCAGAAUUCAGUUCUGAAAACCUCAGGUUUUGGUUGGCCGUCCAAGAUCUAAAAAAGCAACCACUGCUGGAUGUAGCAACCAGAGUGGAAGAUAUAUGGCAAGAGUUCCUUGCUCCUGGGUCCCAGAGUGCUAUCAAUCUAGACUCUCACAGCUAUGAGAUCACAAGCCAAAAUGUCAAAGACCCAGGGAGGUACACAUACGAAGAUGCACAGGAGCACAUUUACAAGCUGAUGAAGAGUGACAGCUAUGCACGUUUUCUCCGUUCUAAUGCUUAUCAAGACUUGUUGCUGGCAAAGAAGAAGCCCGAGAAUGAGCAAGGUCGUAGAACUUCUCUAGAAAAGUUUACUCGCAGUAUGGGGAAGUCACUGGCAGGCAAGCGCCUCACAGGCUUGAUGCAAUCCUCUUGACAGCAUCCUCUCGGCAAGCAGUUGCUGACAUCUCUAAAAGACAGCUGCACUCAACCUCCAAGAAGAAAUAGCAUUUGGGGGCACAUGGGUCACUGUGUGUGUGGAAAAGAGAGAGAGAAUGCUAACAAGGAAGUAGCACAGAGAUGCACAAGGAAAUUAAGAUGGAGGGUCCAGCUCACAGGAGGUUGCUGUUUUCAUAGUUUACAUCAGCACUUUUCUUUCAUGUAGAGCUUUGCAAUGGCACUGAGUUCUGUAAAGGUAGUGCUGUGUUUCAAGUUUGAUUUUAGAGGAGCACAGUGUGCUGUAUGCAGAAUGCCAACUGAGACAGAACAAAGAGAGAAAGCUGUUCUUUAACUUGGAUGUUCUAAGAGAAAGCUAGAUAAAGAACAGCUAGAUGAGAUCAGUGUUGACAAUGGUGGGUGCUGCUUUCACAUACUCCGAGUUGCUGCUGCUGCAUGUAUAUGGACAUGUGUCCAUCUCCCACUUAUCUGGUUAGUAUUCACAUUUAUUCUGCCUAGCUAUGGUUAGUGGUUGUCACUGACUUGACAGCAACAUCCUGGAUUUGGCAUCCUCUCCAAAACCAGAAGAGUUCCUUCUGUCUGAAAGAACAGUAUGGAACAAAAAUGCUGCCAUUCUGGAGUGGAAGUGCAGAUUAAAGUAAGCAAAGAAUCAAGGUAAUAUGAAAGAAUAUCUCCACUUUUUUUUCUUGGUCACAUGCCAGCCUCUACUUGAUACUGCCCAAAAUUACCCAUGUUCUUCCCCUUUCUAACAGUCAUCUGGGUCCGAUAAAAUAAAUGCUGGAAGCUAGUUGUUCUUCAAAACAGUGAAAUGGAUUCAGUUCAGCCACCAAAAGAUUGACAUGUUUUUAUUCACUAUUUCAAAAAUGUCGGUAGCUCUUUACUCUGUUAUUCUUUUAAAGUAGGUGAUUUGUCCUAAAAUGUGUUUAGCUGAAAUGGAAGGAACUAAACUAGUAUACAUCGCUUAAGGAGCUGCUCCACUUAAACAACUUGAUUUCAGCAGAGUUACUUUGCAUUUAAACAUUUGAAAAAAAAACUGGCCUAGUCAGGCCAGCCAAACUUGUGACCCAGCAAGCAAAAUGCUGCCCUCAGCCAAUUACUGCUUUGGCACUGUUUUGUUUUGUUUUUUGCUGCUCUAGGCAGGUGCUGAAAAUAGGAGGGCUAUUUUUCCCUUUUGGGCUACCAUAUGUGACACAGGCCAAACUAGGCUGUGUGCAUGUAUAAGUCAGGUUGGGUGUGCUGGACCAAAUUUGCAGUCAGAAACGCAGUAUGAACUAGGGGACUCCUCUUAAAAAUUUGUCAUUGCUCCAUCCAGUUCUGAAUUGCUGCAGAGGGAAAGGGGAAGAUCAGGCUUUCCUCUUGCACCAUUUUUGUCACUAGAAAUGGCUGCAAGGGAGCUGUUUGCUCCUUUUGUUGACUCCAUAUGUCCUACGAGCCAGAGAAAGGGUCAAACAGGCUGCCCUCUUCUGCCAUUUUCCACAGCAGAAAUGGUGUGGGAAUAAAGCCCGAACCCUUGCUUUCCUCUCACAGUGUUCCAGAGCCAAAUGGUUCAACAGACUGCUUUUUAAGGUGUGUUCCUCAAUUCAUAUGUCGGGCUGCUAGUUGAAUCAGACUUGGGUAACAUGUCAUCUCUAGUUUGGCCUAAGGCACAAAUGGCAGCUCCAAAGUCAUAUAUGGCAGCUUAUAAGUGCAGCAGCAUCCUUAAGGUGACAAUGCGACACUGCCACAACGAAAACCAGGCAUGCAAGCAGAAAAUUGAAAGUAACCUGUAUUCCACUGCUACAUAUGGAAAGUAAAUAGAGUCCAUUCAUUUGAUAUCAUAAGGAUGGCCUGAGUAUAAUGAUGUUCAGCUGAAUCAAGACCUGUUUCACCGUUCAGCAUUUUAGAGGAAUUAUGUUCUACUCAUUUACAAAGUGGGCUUUCGGUAAUUAAUGGAAACAUCUCUAGACCUGAAUUCUUAAUUACUGAGGAGAAAACUGUCUGUUCUCCAGUGCCAUGCUAACCUAUGCACUAUGCUUUGAACUUUGCAGACAGUAAGUGUCAAAUCUGAUAUCAAGCUACAAUGUCAGUCCCUUCUCUGUAAAGUUGAAAGGAAAAGUAGUGAUUGUUAUUUAUAUAGCACCAGAGAUGUAUCUAAGGUAGAGCAGCCAGGGCAUGUGCCCUGGGUGCUACUUGAAGAGGGCACUAUCCCUGCCUGCCCACUCGUCACACCUGUACCUGUCAUGCACCUUGUUCCUGGCUGCUGCCACUGCAGCCACUUUUGUCACUGCAGCUCAACACAGCAUGCAAAAUCAGGCAGGUGGUGGAGAGGGAAGGUAGGCCAGGCUAAACCAAAAGGGCUGCAGAUCAUUGUGCACAUUACUUCCCUCACUCAACCCACUGAUGCGUGUACACACACAGUCUCUCCUGCCACCACCUCAGUUAAGUGCACAACCAGCCUGGCUUAUUCACGCCUCCUAUUAUCAUGAGGUGGAAUUUCCCUCCCCCAUUGAAAGCUUUGUUUUCUGGGCAGGCUAAGAGCCUGAGCACAUGGAUUCUUAUAAAUGAGCUUGGAAAGGUGGACAAAAACCACCACUGGGAGCCUGACAAGGAAACUUUGGUGCUUUAGCUCAGUGCCUGUGAGGUCUUUGGUAGAAAAGGUGCCAAGACACACACCCAUGGGUGAAAGAGUGAUGGCUGCACCCCAGCUUGGGAAAGGCACCUCUAGGGACUAGAGGAGAGUGUAUGCAUGCACACACAUGGAUCUUCCUCACCAGGGGCUAGCCUGCGGCCCAUCCACACAGCAGCUUCUCAAAGCAUAACCAGGCAGUUGCCAGGCUCCCAGUGUUUGUUUACUCUUCGCUCCACUCUGCCCUUGCAUUCCUCAGGCAGCUGAGGUGGUUCUGACGGUGGGUGCUGCCGGGAAGGGUCUUGGUAGCUCCCAGUGAGGGAUCGGCAUGAGGAUAGGGGGAUGGGUAUGGAAGGCUAGGAACUGCUCAGUGAGGUUGGGGAGGGAUGAGGAGAACUGCCAGGUAAUGCCUUUACGGCUGGUCCUCUUGGUGUCAGUGGGGAGAGGAGGGGAAAUGGCCAGUCUGACUUACUGAGGUUACUUUGUACAGAUCCAGCCUUUCUCCUCCUCCCCUUCCCCUGAACUUCUUGGAAUGGCUCAAGAUGCUGCUAGACCAAGCUGUAGCUGGGCAGGGCACAGCAACAAUAAGUCUUCUUUACAGGGGCUCUUGGUUUUGACUAGAGAGAGAGGAAAGAGGGUGGAAAGAGAGGAUGGGAAGGCAAGUGGGCAAAUCCUAAAAGAGCUUAGGAGGAGGGAACAAGCUGGAGGAAAAGUUGGGCUGGGAGGACAGGCAACCAGAAAACAAACAGGGAGGAGAGGGAAUUCGAGAGCAGGGGGGCAGAAAAGAGGGAGGGUUUCCAAGACUCAGCCACUAGUGGCACCAUGCCUGCCCCAUGCGGAGCCAAACUUUGGGGAGAGGCUCCUGCCAUUCUUAGCCAACAAUAAGGCAUAUGGCCAGCCAGUAGGAGGGCCGACCUCCAGGCCAAGUACCCAAGGGUCACACCAAAACCAAGUAUGAGGUUGGGUGUUAGAUAGGGCCGAAAUGUCAGUGCUUGCCAUUGGUGCUAUAUUCCGUAGAUACACCCAUGUAUAGUGCUAACCUUUACAAAGCAGUAAGUAAAAGAUGGUCUAAGGUACAGGAGGGACAAUAAAGGGAAAGAAGGGAAGUGGCUGGAGGGUAAAUAGAGAGAAACAGGUGUUCAGUUAAAUGACAUGUAGUAGAAAUUUGUUCCAGUUGGAAUGGGAGUGAUUGCAAGUUUGUGCCUUCAUGGAAAAGAUAGACUUUGAAAGAGAGAAAGAGGGUGUCAGAGUAUAGUUAUUCAUGUAUAGACACAAACAAUUAGCUAACCUGGUGGAAUGAAUUGGUCCUUUUUAAUUAAAUGCUGCACAAGUCCCAACAGUGUUCCAUCACCCAAGACUGAAUACAAGUUUUAUUCUCUUGGGAUAAUCAUGACCUCCUUCCCCCUUCCUUCCCUCCUCAAUAGGUCACUCUUUCCCUAUUCCUUACUCCCUAGGUCAUUGCUUCUCAAAUUUGUCCCCUUCUUUCCACCCUCCUGAUCUCUAUUCUAGGGACUAGUAUAGUAGAAAACCUUGUUCUGCAGUGUCUCCACAUGUGACAAUUUAACAUGUUAAUUCAACAUCUAAUCUGGAAACCACAUGCUUCCAAUGCUGCCAGUGUCUCUCUCUCUACCUCGGUGCAUAUUAGAUUGGUACAGGAUCAGUACCUGAGACACAAUACACACAAGGGAAGGUUGUACAAGACCUGUACUCAAAGGAGUAUGUGUUUCACUGACUGCUCCUUGCAUUUUCAUGACUAUGCUACAGUUGAACACAGAGCUUGAGAUCCUGUUAUUGCAGAUGUGUCAUCAGUACCAUUUUGCUCCAGAAUUUUCAGAUCCUGUUUUGCUCUUCCCAACACUGCACAAUGUAAUUUGUCUAACUCCUGUAUUAGCCAAUAAAUUCAUACCUACACAGCCUUUAAACCUGCCAGUGGUCCUGGUAAAAUACGAGAGCUUUUCUGUGGCAUGUUCACAAGUAGAAUACUAAAAAUUCUGCAAAACUCUGAGCAUGUGUUCUAAUCCAUUAGAGUUAUUCCAUCGUGCACUCCAAGAGACCUGGGCCUCUGUUCACGAGCCAAAGGUAUCAUUGGUAUGAUAGUGCCUAUUUUAAUUUAUGUUAUCUUCAUUUUAAAUAUUUGUAUGUCCAUCUUUUCCUUAACAAAAAGGGAAACCGAAAGCAUGUAACAACAAAAUGAAAUUAUAAUAACUGUCAUCAACUAAAACAAAGCUAUAAACAUUCAAUAAUCAGAGCAGCCAGGCCUUGAAUCCUGCUUGAUGCUUACUUGAAAACAAACUUUACAAUUUUUGCUUUUUUCAUUAAAAUUCUGUCACGUGGAUGCUUUUUAUUUGAAUUUAUGAUGAAUAACACAAAAGGACUGGUAUGUUUGGUGGUGCUGAACACUUAAGGAAUAGAUGAUUUGGGGAGGGAGUGCUUAGAUACAAAGCAAACAAUGAUGGCCAGAAGGUAACCAGGAUAUAUGUCAAUGUCAGUUCUUUUGGUUGAGGUACUGAAGUAUCCAUGGGGACAAGGUUAGUACAAAGACAGAGCUGAUUUGGAGGGGAAAAAUAGAAGACAACAUUUGCUAGUAGCCAAGAGAUAUGACGUUCAUGUCUGUGCUGGAGGCUUAAUGCUUAAUAUUUGCUGGCUGCUCUAGUCACCUUAUGUGCCUAAUAUACUGAUGCAAUGUUAUGAAUUAGCAUGGCAUUUCAUGGAAUAAGUCACUAUUAAAGAAACCCAUAUUUGA